Molecule: messenger RNA, 3348 nt
Organism: Vicia villosa (hairy vetch)
Lineage: Eukaryota; Viridiplantae; Streptophyta; Magnoliopsida; Fabales; Fabaceae
Exons: 2
Coding region: 1-3348 (1115 amino acids)
Molecular function (GO): catalytic activity
Source: RefSeq, a predicted model, not a curated record
AUGAUCCAGAAAGAAGGGGUAGACGUUUGUUUUAUUCAGGAGUCUAAGCUAAGGCAGGUGGAGGUUGGAGUGGUGAAGGAAUUUUGGGGGAAUGAUUAUGUGGAGUGGUCCUCGACAGAUGCCGUAGGAGCAUCGGGGGCUGCAAGGAGAAGGUCUUGGAUCCAGCUGUUAGACAUAAAAAAGGCGCAUCCUGGUGGUAAUUGGUGUGUGGGAGGAGAUUUCAACUCCAUAGCUCACGUGGAAGAAAGAAGAGGUAUCUCUAAUAGGUCUUUUGUCAACGAAGUGAAUGAUUUCAAGAGCUUCAUCGAGGAUUUGGAUCUGGUGGAUCCCCCGGUUGUGGGGGGAAAGUUCACUUGGCAAAACAGUCGCGGGAAGGCAAUGAGCAGAAUAGAUAGGUUUUUGAUUUCCGAGAGUUUGUUGGUCGAGUGGAAUGUGGGUGCCCAAGUGAUAGGAGGUCGUGAUUUGUCGGAUCAUGCACCUAUUUGGAUCAAAGAUAACAAAAAAAACUGGGGGCCAAAACCGUUCAAAUUCAACAAUAAUUGGUUGAAGCAUAAAGAGUUCAUCCCUUUUGUUGAGAAGGAGUGGUCGUUGAUUAAUGUUAAAGGAAGAGGAGACUUUUGCUUGGCGGAGAAAUUGAAAGCGCUUAAAGAAAGGCUCACUUGGUGGAAUAAAGUGGUGUAUGGUUGGAUAGAUCUUAAAAUAGAUGCGGCUUGCAAGGAGAUUCAUUUUAUUGAUAACGAGUUUGUUAAUUGUGCAGGUCAAGCAAUGGAUGAAAUCGUUAAAAACCGAGCUAAAGAGGUGGAGAUCUUUUGGGAUAGUCUUGCAAAAAAGGAAGUCUUGAUUAGACUAAAGUCUAGACAAACUUGGUUGAAGGAGGGAGAUAGCAACUCUCGUUUCUUUCAUAAUUCCUUGCGGAGUAGAAAGGAUAGAAGUGCUUUAUGUUCCCUUAAUUCUUGUAGGGGAGUAAUUGAAGAGGUGGGAGAGGUCAAAGCGUUUGUUCAGGACUUUUUCAAAAGCUUUUGGAGCUUAGUAAAAGUUGAUGUCAUGAAGUUCUUCGGGGACUUUCAUUCGAAAGGAAAACUAGUAAAGUCGAUUAAGUCCUCGUUUUUAGCUCUUAUUCCUAAGAACAAAAAUCCUCAAGAGCUAAGUGAGUAUCGUCCCAUUUGCUUGGUGUGGUGUAUAUACAAGCUGCUUUCUAAGGUGUUGGCCGCUAGAAUUAAGAAGGUGCUUGGGAAGUUGGUCUCUCCUAAUCAAACCGCGUUCGUUCCGGGAAGGAAUAUGAUGGAUGGAGUGGUGUUGGUGAGUGAAAUUUUGGAUUGGUCUAAGAGAUUUAAGAAAAGUUGUUUUCUCCUCAAGAUUGAUUUCGAAAUGGCGUAUGACUCCGUGUCUUGGGAUUACUUGAGAUUUGUUCUCAAGGAAAUGGGAUUUGGGGACAUAUGGCUAAAGUGGUUGGAAGAAAGUGUUCUUAAUAGUUAUAUGUCCAUUCUUGUGAACGGUAGCCCGACUAAAGACUUCGAAGUUUACAAGGGCCUAAGGCAAGGAGACCCGUUAUCUCCCUUCCUUUUUGUUCUUGCUAUGGAAGGUCUUACCUCCUUAGUGAGGAAAUCGGUGGAGUUAGGGGAGUUUAAACCUUUCAAGUUUGGAGGAGGUGAGGUUUUGGACAUUUUACAAUUCGCGGACGACACCAUUAUGCUUGGGGAGGCGACUACCGAUAACCUUUGGAGUUUGAAAGUGGUGUUGAGAGGAUUUGAAUUGGUGUCGGGUUUGAGAAUAAAUUUUGUUAAAAGCAAUGUUUAUGGUGUCAACGUGGGUGAGUGGUUUUUGAAUACGGCGACUUUUUUCCUAGGAUGCAAAAGAAGUGUGAUUCCUUUUACCUUUCUUGGAAUCCCGGUUGGGGGUAAUCAUAGAAGUAGGAGAAUGUGGGUGAGAUCUAUUCAAAACAUUAAUAAUAGGUUAUCGGUGUGGAAAGGAAAAUCUAUAUCAAUCGGAGGUCGAGUUAUGCUUAUCAAUGCGGUUCUUAAUGCUAUUCCAUCGUUUAUGUUCUCUUUUUUCAAAGCUCCGAGUUUGGUUAUAAAAGAAAUUAGAGGAUUAAUUGCUAACUUUCUUUGGGGAGGGUGUAAGGAAAAGAGAUGCAUUCAUUGGGUCGAUUGGAAUACGGUGUGCAAAACCAAGGAGAAUGGAGGUCUCGGCAUAAGGGAUGUUGGAGAAAUAAACAAGGCACUUCUUCUCAAAUGGAAGUGGAGAAUUCUCACAGAGGACAAAGCUAUUUGGUGGAGGUUUAUUAGAUAUAGAUAUGUUGAACCAAAGCUUAUUGUGCAAGGGAAAGGCGUGGAAGGGAGGAUUUCAAAAGAAUCUAUGUGGUGGAGGGAUGUUAUGCUGAAUGAAGUAAAGUCUGAAGAUAGUGAGGAAGGUUUUAAGAGCAAUAUUAGGUGUAUUUUGAAUGAUGGCUCUGAUAUUCUGUUCUGGAACAGUGUUUGGUGUGGGGAUAAAUCUCUGUGUUUGUUAUUUCCUGGCCUUUAUGCAGUGUCUUCUAACAAGUGGUGCUCGGUAUCCUCUGUUCUUGACAGGUCCGAUGGAGGAGCUUGCUGGCAGUAUGCGACUUUAAUGGGUUCUGCUGAAGCUGUGGAGACGGUGCUGGCCAGUCAGGUUCUUUCGGUUCAGUGGGCUGGGUGUCAGGCGGUGUUGGAAGCGGUUCAGCAUGGUGGCAGAGGUGAGGACACGUUCGUUUGGAGGCAGAAUUCGAAUGGCAUUUUCUCAGUUGCCAGCAUCUCCUCGCUGUGUGCUCGUGUUAAGAACUGUUCUUGGCAACCGGUAACGUGUAGGAUUUUGAACAUUGUUUGGGGUUUAGAUCUUCCGGCUAGGAUAGCUAUAUUUGCUUGGAGGUUUUUUGUCGCGAGGCUUCCUACCAUCGAUUCUCUAAUUGCUAGAAGCAUCUCGAAUAUCAACAAUCUCAACUGUGCUUUUUGUGGGGAUCAUGAGGAGUCUGCUACGCAUUUGUUCUUUGACUGCCAGGUAACGCAUAAAGUUUGGGAGUGGGUGUUUUUUUGGAUAGGUGAUAUAAGACAUCUCACGCUGGAAGAUUUCAAAGUUUUUAUGUUGGUUCAAGAAAAGGUGAAGAAAGGCAACGAUAGGGAGAAGCUGAAUUUUAUUUGGAUCUCCUUAAUUUGGAGCGUUUGGCUCAUGCGUAAUUCGAUAAUCUUUGAGCAUGUCCAGUUUAACUUUGAGGUGGUGGUUUACAAUGUUUUGUUCUUUUCUUGGAGUUGGUUAGCUAGAUUAAGUGAGGCUUUUUCCUUUUCUAGUUAUUAUGAUUGGUACAAGUUACCGAUGUCUUGUUUCGAGUACUUGUAA